This is a messenger RNA of Colletotrichum navitas, 757 nucleotides long. RefSeq lists its product as uncharacterized. Bases 61 to 489 code for a protein of 142 amino acids. The record is from RefSeq and is a predicted model, not a curated record. Lineage: Eukaryota; Fungi; Ascomycota; Sordariomycetes; Glomerellales; Glomerellaceae. The transcript has 3 exons.
GUGAUUCCACGACAUGCCCGUGGUCGCCUCCGGCAGGUUUCUGCAGGUUUCUGCAGGUUCAUGUAUCUUCGCGCUUGCUCUCGGCCGUUAGGCAAGCUUUGUCAGGCCUUACGGACCACAGUGUUGUCUCGUUUUUAUCCCCCAACUUGUAUGCGGGACAUGCAGCUAACCGCCUUGGUGGUGUCACAGAACUCUCCUUGUCUUUACUGGCAUCUUUACGUUUCUUGUCGAUGCUUAUCCCUUGUACGCCGCCUCGGCCCUCGCAAGCAAUGCGUUUGUGCGAUGCAUGUUUGCUGCUGCCUUCCCGUUGUUCGGGACUCAAAUGUACAACAAACUGGGAUAUUCCUGGGCCUCGUCGUUGCUCGCUUUCUUGACGGUGGCCAUGCUGCCGUUUCCAUUCAUCUUCUUCAAGUACGGCAAGAGGAUCAGGGCCCGCAGCCGAUUCGCCACUCGUGGCUAGGAGGAAGAACGCUCGAGACUGAUGAAUGAAGCGCAUGCGAUCGGUGGCGAGCGGGCCGAGUCAACGCGAGAUUCAGCGACAGCUGGUGAAGGAUCAGACAUGAGCGGCACCGCACAGACUUUGCAGAUUGGCCCGGAUGACUGACAGAGGCUGCUUGGCCCUGAAUGGUCGAUGGCGUCGCAUGCAGCUCCGUUAUUGCUAUUAAUUUCUGGUUGGGCGCAUGCACGCAACGAGCACGUUCCUGACCCAGGCGGCCGAACAAGGAUGCUGUAUGGCAAUAUUGGACGACUAACAGCA